Messenger RNA from Uloborus diversus, 4167 nucleotides. Its product is annotated as tyrosine-protein kinase Abl-like. Bases 1 to 4167 code for a protein of 1388 amino acids. Lineage: Eukaryota; Metazoa; Arthropoda; Arachnida; Araneae; Uloboridae. Gene Ontology annotation, molecular function: ATP binding; non-membrane spanning protein tyrosine kinase activity; protein binding. The record is from RefSeq and is a predicted model, not a curated record. Gene Ontology annotation, biological process: protein phosphorylation. The transcript has 11 exons.
AUGGGCGCUCAACAAGGGAAGGAGACCCGUUGCGGUAGUGGCUCUUCUGUCAGUAGCAAUCGUGGGAAACCGGCGAAGCAUUAUCAAAGAAGUAAAGCCUCUUCAAAAGAAUCAAGAUCUUCUUUAGCAGCUAAUAAUGUAUUUUCCGAGCAUAAUGAAGCUUUACUGCAGAGUCGACCUCUACCACAGAUUCCUGAUAUGUCUGAUGAUAUUCGCAACCUUCCACCUCCAAUGAGUAGUGCAUCGAGAUGGAUGUCAAAAGAUAAUCUUCUCUCCCAGGAUGAUGAUUCUCAGCUUUUUGUUGCCUUGUAUGAUUUUCAUUCAGGUGGAGAAAAUCAACUUUCUCUUAGAAAAGGGCAACAAGUACGUGUUUUAUCAUACAACAAAACUGGCGAGUGGUGUGAGGCACAGUCAUGGAAUGGCUUGGUUGGAUGGGUACCCAGCAAUUACAUAACUCCUGUAAAUAGCCUAGAAAAGCAUUCCUGGUACCAUGGCCCAAUAUCUAGAAAUGCUGCUGAAUACCUUCUUAGUAGUGGCAUUAAUGGAAGCUUUCUAGUCCGAGAGAGUGAGAGUAGUCCUGGGCAAAGGUCUAUAUCCGUACGCUAUGAAGGCAGAGUUUACCACUAUCGUAUAAAUGAAGAUUCUGAUGGAAAGGUAUUUGUUACUUCAGAAUGUCCUUUCAACACACUUGCGGAAUUAGUUCAUCAUCAUUCAAUUCAUACUGAUGGAUUAAUAACUGUUUUGUUGUACCCUGCCCCAAAGAGAAAUAAACCAACUGUUUUUGCUUUAAGUCCUGAGCCAGAUGAAUGGGAAAUCGAACGAACUGAUAUUGUUAUGAAGCAUCGACUUGGUGGUGGACAGUAUGGCGAUGUGUAUGAAGCCAUUUGGAAACGAUAUAAUAUGACUGUUGCUGUGAAGACAUUGAAAGAGGAUACCAUGGCUUUAAAAGAUUUUCUAGAAGAAGCUUCCAUUAUGAAAGAAAUGAAACACCCUAAUCUAGUCCAACUUUUAGGUGUUUGUACAAGAGAACCUCCUUUUUAUAUUAUAACUGAAUUUAUGCAGCAUGGAAAUCUUUUGGAUUUUCUGCGCAGUACAACACGUGAUAGUAUAAAUGCAAUAAUAUUGAUGCACAUGGCAACUCAAAUAUCCUCUGCUAUGUCCUACUUGGAAUCAAGGUGCUUCAUUCAUAGAGACUUAGCAGCUAGAAACUGCCUCGUAGGUGAUGGUCAUCUUGUAAAGGUUGCUGAUUUUGGAUUAGCACGACUGAUGAGAGAUGACACUUACACUGCUCAUGCUGGUGCUAAAUUUCCUAUUAAAUGGACAGCCCCUGAAGGGUUAGCUUAUAACAAAUUUUCUACGAAAUCAGAUGUUUGGGCAUUUGGAAUCCUUUUGUGGGAGAUUGCAACAUAUGGUAUGUCCCCGUAUCCAGGAGUGGAGUUGACUGAUGUCUACCAUAUGUUAGAAUCUGGUUAUCGAAUGGAAUGUCCAUCUGGUUGUCCUUCCCGCAUUUAUGAACUUAUGAAAGAUUGUUGGCUGUGGGAACCUAAUGAAAGACCAACAUUUAAAGAUAUUCAUGAAAUUUUAGAAAAUAUGUUUCAUAAUUCUAAUAUCAUUGAAGAGGUUGAAAAACAACUGGAAAAAAAGUUACCAUCUGGGUUGGGUAAAUCAGGAAGUAUAUCAUCAUCAAAAUCUCAUACAUUCAAUGAAAAGUCUUGCCAAAAUAUUGGAUCUGAGCUUGAUAACAACGUUAUGGUAUCGGAGAGCCAAGGUAUAUUUUCUGUAAAAUCUGUGUUUGUACAACUUAGCAGAUCUAGUCCUCGUUAUAAGCAUGUGCCUGCCCCUCCUCCAAAGAGAGCUAGUUCCUUCAAAGAAAAUUCGUUUCCUGAUGGUUUGGAUCAAGUUGAAGAUACCAUGUUUUUCAGGGAGUCUCCAGAUACCAAAUUUGAUGCUGGUGUUGAGGACUACCCUUUAUGCAAUAAGAUGGGCAAAGGAGAUUCUCAUGAGAGGAUGUCUGAAAAGGAGGACUCUGGCGUCGCUGCUUCAUCUUCUGAUGCUUCUUCAAUUCAGCUUAAAAAGUCCAAGAAAAACAGAUCUCAAACUUCUCUUGCAGCUCAAAAAUCAAAAGAUGUCAAUGGAAGCCGCAAAAAUGACACUAAAAAAGUUAAAGUUGCUGCAUUGGAAGUCCAAAACGUCAAAAAAGCAAUCAGUCGCUACGGAACUUUGCCGAAGGGAGCUCGUAUUGGAGCAUAUCUGGAUUCAUUGAGACAGCAUGGAUUACAUGAAGGUACUGCUUGUCCGCCAGAAACUGUAAUGGAAGGAGAGCUGGAGUGCUUACGAGAAAUAAGUGAAGAGGUUCAUGUUGAUCACAGAGUUACUGGCUCUGUGACAAACUUGAGUCGAUUAGAGAUAUCAAGCUCGAGGCACUUAGCUGGAAUGAGGUAUGGCUUGGAAAAUAAAUCCAUCAGAAAUGCACAUAGGUUUUUCUUAAGACAGAAAUCUGAUUUAACUCAUAAUAAAAUGAAUGAUGUAUUAGAAACAUUUUCCAUAACUGAAUCUCAUCAUUUAAGGUCCAGAAAGCCUAUUCUAACAGAUCGCUUUUUUCAAAACAAAAAGACAGAGAAAAAAUCAGAAAGUCUAACAUGCAUUCGAGAGCCAAUGGAGCUCUUGGGUAAUGUUUCAAAUAUUUUUGUCAACAAUACCACUCACCAUGCAUCUUGGGAAAAUGUUGUUACAAAUAAUUGCAUUGCUAACAGUGCAUUAGUUUUUGAGUCUGAUAGAUUGGAUCGUGAUAUGCAUAAACGAAAUUUAAAGAAGCGAACUUUCAAUAAACCUGCUUUAAAUAGAAGUCAGAAUGCUAAAGGCGAUGGUUCCAAGCUUCCUUUUAAUCAGCAAAAGUCUUUGGAAUGCAAUAAUGGUGGAAAUGGUGUUCAAUUUAUGCCAAAUAAUGGAACUAAUAAGGUCAAAUCAAAUCAUUUUAGUCUGAAUCAGUGCAAUUCCAAACUAGCUCCUGUGACUGAUUUAUCAGAUGAAAAUAUAUUUACUGAGAGCGAUGAUUCUUUAAGCUCUCCAGAAAGUCUUGAAAAUCUUGCCAAGGUUCCUUUACCCGAUGCUGUGAGUGAGCUGGAACUCACUUCGCAAUCGGAAGUUGUUAUUCCAGCCCCCGAGGGCUUUCAAAAUUCUAUUGGUGCUGAAGAGGAAGUUUGUGUGUCGGGAUUUGCCAAGUUAAAUGUUGAGAACUCUCUUGAAGAUAUUGGUGCUAUUGAUGAUGAUGGGGUGAAAAAUGCCAAGGAAUCUCAUGCUCAUCCAAAAAUUCUGUUACGAAAAGAUUUAUCCUCAGAUAGUCUUGAUGUAGAUUUCAAGCAUGAGCGCAGCAAAAGUGAUGCAUUUGUUUCCGAUAAACCUUUCUCUGUUACAGAUUCUGGUGGAAGGAGGCAUAGUGCUGGGAACGUCAAGAACAUAAAGAAACAUUUUGAGAGGGAUUUUGCAAUAUAUGAUAAAGUUGCCAAUAAUUCUGAUGGAAAUGAAAGCCCUGAACUUGAUAGUUCUUCCGAUAAAAUAAUCGUAAAUUCAAAAAGCAUGAAAGUCAUUCAGAAUGAUUCAAAGUGCUCGGAUGAUUAUUUCAGAAACGUAAACAAUGCCCAUGAAGAAAAUGAUAAUCUCUUUUUCCCACCUCCUCUUCCACCCGAGGGCUUAAAUCCGGAUGCUGGUUCAGUGACUUCCAGAAAUUCACCACCCACUAGCCCUCCACUUGAUCCAAGGCUUUCAAAUGGACAAAAUAAGCAAUCUGCCAAAAAUUCUGACCAGAACACUCAAAAUAUGAACAAGGUUGAAAGCAUUUGUCUGGAUGAUGCUCAGAGUAGAUCUUCCAUCGUGGAGAUACAUAAAAGCAUGGAAGACAUCAUCGGUCGAUUGCGGAAUUCCUCUCACAGCAACGGCACCAAAGUGAUCCAGCUUUCGGAAAAGAUAAAUCUUUUUUGUUCCACUUGUGGGACCCACACUGCCAAUGUACCAGCACAAGAACAGUUCCAUUUUCGUGAACUCAUUUCCAUUUUGGAGAACCAAAAAGAACAUUUCCAAUCUUAUUCUAGCAAAAGUUCAGGUGAUGUGAAACUAUUAACAGAAAUACAUAGCACAAUUAGGGACCUAAUGAACGUCGUUCAAAGGUGA